UCGAUUCAUACUGUUGUGAAAAUCCCAGUGGAGGUGUCACUCGAUUCAAUCUGUUGUGAAAAUCAAGCGAAAGAUCAAGCAAAAUGCAUUCAUCAAAGAUCUUGGCGAUAUUCAUUAUCUUCUGUGCCGCAAUUCUGAUUAGCAAUGCCCUUCCCUACCGCGACGUAAGCGACGAGGACGAUGAUCGCUUCAACGAAAUCAGCGGCGAGUGGGGCAACCGAAAGCUAGUCUUCCCACGUCUCGACCGUCUCUUCGGCAGCGCCGAAAAGCCGUCGGGAAAUCUAAAGAAGAUAAAAGUCUCCACCAAAACCAAGAGAAAUAAUGACAGGGGUACCGCCAAUGGCGACACCACAGAGAGCUCCAAGCACGCCCAUUCAAUGAUCACAUCGAUGCUGACAUUCGUGAGCAGCGUCAUGAACUUUGGCAGGUCCUUUAUCAAGGAUCAGUAACUUUAGGAAAUAAAUGUGCAAUUUUAUAAAUUAAAACCUCGUGAAUCGUGAAUGCCAAAAUUAAUAAUACAUUUUCUGUAUAUAAAAGAACAAAAUAAAAUUUAAAAAAUAAAAUAAAUAUUAAUAUAAAAUAUAGUCUACAGUUUUUCCCAUU
Messenger RNA from Drosophila guanche, 603 nucleotides. RefSeq lists its product as uncharacterized. The record is from RefSeq and is a predicted model, not a curated record. Lineage: Eukaryota; Metazoa; Arthropoda; Insecta; Diptera; Drosophilidae. The transcript is spliced from 2 exons. Bases 84 to 449 code for a protein of 121 amino acids.